Messenger RNA from Topomyia yanbarensis, 1203 nucleotides. RefSeq names its product GAS2-like protein pickled eggs (gene pigs). The record is from RefSeq and is a predicted model, not a curated record. The transcript is spliced from 3 exons. Lineage: Eukaryota; Metazoa; Arthropoda; Insecta; Diptera; Culicidae. The coding region runs from base 1 to 1203 and encodes 400 amino acids.
AUGUCACCUAGUCCACGUCGGCUGGAUACAAAGAAGAAACAAAAUUCGCUGGAUUCGAACCAUACAGUGCCACAACACGGUGGAAAUACCACUGGCCAUCAAAUACAUCAAGCAACGGUACAUUUCGAGUGCGAUCAAGACGGCUCUAUCAUCCAUGAAGUAAAGACUGAGUCCUCGAUCGAGGACAAAUCCAAUAAGUAUGAAAACGUCAGUGACAAUGGUAGCGAAAUUAGUGACGAGGGCUACCGCAGUUUAGGAGUAAUACAGUCAAACGUUGCUCAAGCUCAAACACGUGUUUCCCUGUACAGCCAAGCGUCGAACGAAGAUGCUGAAAUUACUGCAAAUCUCGAACAAACUUCUUCAGAAUCACAAGUAACACCAACCGAAGAUAGCAGUUCCAAAGCUAACGACGAUGAUUUGGCUACUAUCUCAGAUGAAGUCACAACAAGAUCUGAUGAUGCGGAGAAGAUUGGCGAGCUAACAGAUCACGUCGAUUCAACACAAAUUUCUGAUAACGAGUUCGCUAAAUCUGGCGUUUUCAUAACAGAAGACGACAUCAGGAUCGAUAUUGCUGGUAGCACAGGCUUGAGAAAGACGGGAUUUUCAGGAAAUCUAUACGAUUCUAUUACUAAUACCGCAAUUGCACCCAAACUCACAAAUACAAGUAGAAUUCCAGUUUCUCCCGUAGCACCGAGACGCAAAAGUGUCGAAAACCCUACAACAGUUGUUACCGAAAAAACAUCUUUGAACCGAAAAAUUCCAACUUACCGAUCCGUACGCAAGAUUAAUCAGGCUUCCGAUCAAAAGGAUAACACAUGGAGUGGCAGGACCACAAAGCAAAGAUCAACUUUAGCAGCAGACACUUUUGAUACCAGAAUAGAAUCCUCUGGAGUAAAAUUGUCUGGCAGCUCACCGUCAAGAUCAUCUCAAUAUGAUAAGAAUGGUAGAAGAUUAAAAACUGGUAGCAACUCAGCCAAUACGUCGCCAAACAAAAAUGGACACACUUCUGUUUUGGUACAACAAUUGAUGGAAGCAGCAUCCGGUGCCCAAAAUGACACGCAAAUCAUAGUUAAGGUAAAAGAAUUGCUCUCCAAAUAUUCCGUUGAUCCACCGCAACCAAUAGCCAAUAACAUGAUUGAUGAUUUCACCGCGGCAUGGGUGAAUAAUAAUGGGAUCGUCGAUCAUAAUGUAGUGAACGGGUGA